AUGAAGGACUUAAUUGUAUAUCCAUCUGUGUUCUACAAAGCAACCAAUAUCGAUACGGAAUAUGAGAGUAAGCUCAAGAUAGUGCCAAAUAGAAAUGAAGUUAAAGUGGAGCCGCUUCUAAUGGAAACUACUCUAGCAACACUAUUUAUUGAAACUAAGAGCACCAUUAACAACAUAGAAUUAGAAAUACAGGACAACCCUCGUAAGAGGAAUAUGGCAGAACAAGAA
Messenger RNA from Dentiscutata erythropus, 228 nucleotides. Lineage: Eukaryota; Fungi; Glomeromycota; Glomeromycetes; Diversisporales; Gigasporaceae. The record is from the annotation of a GenBank genome assembly.